Misgurnus anguillicaudatus (oriental weatherfish) is the source of this 2745-nucleotide messenger RNA. Lineage: Eukaryota; Metazoa; Chordata; Actinopteri; Cypriniformes; Cobitidae. The record is from RefSeq and is a predicted model, not a curated record.
ACUAAGAGAGUGCACUUCUGUGUGGAUUGUAAGUGACAUCCAGAGAGCGAUUUCAGAUGACAACGCUUGGGGGAUAUUAAACCACUGCAUUGAAGAACUGGGACCUGGAGGAGAGUGCAAAAGCAUAAACAUUAUCUGUACCCACACUGCAACAAUUGAUAGGUCUACACAGCUUACUGCGGAGGAAAUGAAAACACGGACACUUCAUAGAAACAAACGUGCAAAGGAAAAAACUACAAAAAAAAUGGAAUGUAAAAUGCAGGAAUUACAGGAGAGAUUCACUACGGAUGUUUUUACUGUAGACUCCAUAGCAUACUUUGAUCACACAUCACAUCUGACACGUACUGAAACAGAGAUCCCAAGGCUGCAUGAUGUCCUCAGGAGUCUUAACAAAAGCAUCAACCAAAAACUGACUAGAGAUUAUGUCAAUGAAGCUAAAGGAGUUUUGUCCUUGGUCCAAAGUAUCCAACUGGACACAGAUGAAAACAUGACAAAAGCAGAAGUCCGAAAAAAACUAGAGAAGAAGCUAAAGGAAGCACUGAAGAUAUUGGAUGGUCAUUUUGACUCACUUAAUACGAUUCUGGAGCGAAGUCUGGAAAAGAGUAUAAAAGAAUCAAUGGAUUCACAUGAUAUGAACACAGAAGACAUGUUUUCAUCUGUUUAUCGAGUCGAUAGCAAAAUAAACUACAAAACUUAUCAAGCUAUGUGUAGGAAAAAUGGAUGUCACUGGCCAAAAAACUGGAACGAAUCUAUAGAUUUAAACAAGUACUUGUCUAAAUACAUGCGUCGCAACAUUGAAAAGGAGUUCAAAUGGAUGUUUCCUGUUCCUGAUGAUGACGUCAAGAAUUUGCUCCAUGAUAAAGACAAUAAAAGGAAAUCAGUGAAAGAAAAGCUUGAUGAGUUUAGCAUCAUCUCAACUGCCCUCCCAGAACCAUCCAUGCUAUAUCACCUUGAGAACUUCAUCAAAACACAGGAAAACAAACUGAAGGAAUCACUCAGUAGAGACAUUCUUGAUAGAAAGAAGGAAAUCUACUCAUCAAUCUCUACAGUCAUUCAAAAAAACAUGACUCCUGGAUACCAGAAAGCUGCAGAGGAAGGAGAUUUAGGAGCACAAAAGAGGAUGGAGGAGAUCAUAUCAAAAACAAUAAAGGAUUUAAAACCUAACAUGUUUAAUGAGGCAAAAAAGAAAGUACUUGAGAUGUUCCAAGACUUAAAGGGGCAUGUGCAUCAAACCCUUGAUUCUGAGCUAAGGAGAUCACUGGAGUGCUCGCUUUCACUAACAGGCAAAAUCACUCAACUGGAUGUCCCCAAAAUGAUUCAAGAGCUGGACACACUAUUAGAGCAACUGUCUGACGUUUGAGAUCGGUUGGACACGGAUGCGGCGCAUGACAUCAGACUUAACAAGUGGAUUUAAAAAUUAAAGUUGCAAUGAAAUUGAAAUGAAAAACUGUAAUUUGUUUUGGAAUAUUGUGUUUUUUUUUUUUUACAAAUUACUUAUCCGUGGGCUUCAUUGUUUUUUUUUACAUUUAUGUACACUCAUAAACUUUAAUCAAAAACGCAAAUCUCCUCUCCUUCUCAAAAUUAUCUCUUUUUACUUCCGGUCAUAUGGUAUGGCAGGUGGGCCAGGUCUAGGAAAAGAUCACAGCAAAUAGCAACAUGACCCAACUUCAAAUGAUCCAAUUCAAGUCCUGUUUUAUCUUUUUUCAUUUCAGAAGCUGUUUCACUAGAAUAUACGUCACAACAGGGAAAAUAAGACAAUCGGUAUUUCCAUUUCAUGGUGACUUAAAACAACUUUCUAAUAUAAACACAAGAUGAUUUUUAAGUAUGCUAUGCAACACAAUCCCCACCCGCAUUACCUACUGUUUUUUGAUGAACACCAAGGUCGUGUUGGUAAUUUAAUUGCCAUCCAAAUCCAGAUCUUUGAGUUUAUAAAGGGAAUCAAUGUAAAGUCAUUCAGAACAUAGUUUUAGAGUAUCCGGGUCAUGUGAAUGAUCAUGUAUCCAAAUUAACCACACAUUUGCAGGUUUCGAAUUAUAAACUCACACAUUCACUCACUGUGAAUUUAUCUUCAUCCGAACGCAUGAGUUUUAUCGGGGGGGAGGAGGCAUGCCAAUUUAUUUUUACAGACAUUCUCAUGAGAAACAAUUACGUCUGAAUAGGGCCUAACAGUGAGAUUUCAUGUUUUAUAGAAAGAAUUGUUUCUCUAGAGAGUUAUGAGUUGUUUUAAUUAGAUUGCAAUGAUUAUGUUCUAAUUGCUACAUUCUGGGUUACUUAUUCAUUUAUAGUAGUUAAUUGUUAAUUAUUUCAUUAUCAUUGUUUAGUUUUGGUAAUUAGUUAGUGGUAUAAUAGUUUUUUGUGCAUUUAGUUGUAUUCAGUAAUAUACUGUAUUUACCUUCAUUUGUUUUAUGUCAUUAUGUUUAUGUUAUUUAGCCUGCAUGCUUUUAAAGGUUGAAUAGAAAAUUUUUGUAAUGGAAUAUAACAUUUUAGAGCAUUUCUGCAGUACCUUAAUAUUGUAAUCUUUUGUUGGGGCUAUACUACUGUUAACAUUUUGGGUUUGUAAGACGAGCUUUUUGAGGUUUGUAAACCAAGUUUUUUUAUUGCUUUCAAAAUAUAGUAAGUAGACUGAUUACUAGUGUCUCACAGUUUGAUUUGUGUGAAUGAGCGGUGUCGUCCUGACCCAGAGAACAAGAAAAGUUCAUAAGACGACAGAAUUGCCAUUUCCACAAUAAAAAAAACUUGAUUCAU